Molecule: messenger RNA, 1112 nt
Organism: Anoplopoma fimbria (sablefish)
Lineage: Eukaryota; Metazoa; Chordata; Actinopteri; Perciformes; Anoplopomatidae
Exons: 5
Coding region: 1-456 (151 amino acids)
Source: RefSeq, a predicted model, not a curated record
AUGAGGAGCGUGAGUGUGAUGGUGGUAGCAGCCGGACUCUCCUGUGUGGCUGCAGUGUUUAUAUCAGGUUACUCCUGUCUGACACUCACCUACGGGGAGGAGGACAAAGAGGUCUUCCACCACCACGACAGUCCUCAAGUGACGUUUGUGCUUCAUCGGAUGGUGAAGGGGGCCAACGCCACCAUACUGUUGACCUGCACCAUCUGCCUGGCUCUCUCCUCUCUCAUCGCCUACGUCGGCUGCCGUAGUCUUCCCUGCUGUGGCUGCUAUGAUGCCAGAACCGGAUUGGAGUCACUUGUUCCUCAGUGUGACCCAGGGGACACCGAGAUGGUUUGUACUUGGCAAGCAGCAGGUGACGACAGGUUUUUCAACUGUCCUGCUCAGUCCACUGACCAGGGCAUCAAGGAGGAAGAGGAGGGUCCCGCCAAACUGCCUCCAUAUAGCAGACUGACCUGACACGCAUCCACAGAGAGAUUUGUCCAACACAUUCUUAUUUGUUUUCUCCAUUCCAGAGAGGAGGGGACGGCUACGGAUUAUGUUAAAGCUAUGCCUUCACAUUUCCUCAUUUUUGGAUGGGUGGAAUGUUGUAAAGAAAGUCAAAGUGGUUGAAGUUCUUGAAGACUGAGCACUUUUGACUGUGGCAGUGUCUUUAUUUCUUCUUGACCAAUGAUUUCUGUAGACAAAAUCAUUUAAACCUUGCCAGAGUUGAAUACCUGUAUAUGAAUGAUUGAAAUACAUUAUUCAUUGUAUGCUGUGUGAAAGUGAGCUCUGUUAACAAUAUAUAAAUCAAAGAUAUUUUGUGUAUUUAAUCUAUUAAACCUUUUUAAAAGAGAUCACAACAUUUUGAAAUGUUCAGCGUAGUUUAUUUCAUGACAUUGCAACUACUUGCCCCGAGUAGUUUCAUUCAUUAGUAACUUUGUGAAUUGAUACCAUUCUGUAAAUCCAGAGUUUUCUUUCUGGGCAUUUGCAAUGAGCAAUACAUUUCAUAAUAGUUGAAUGGCUGUAGUGAAGAAAAUGAUCGUAGGACCUGGUGUGAAGGUGGAGGGGGCGUUGACCCUUUCAGAAGAAAGCAGCAACCAAACACCCUCAUGAGGUCUUCCUCUGUUCAUCCU